GGAUAGGACAGGAAAGAUUUCUGACUAGGCAGCCACAUCUACACAGACCAGGCAGAGCUAAUGAGACAUAAUAAAAGUACGACUCUGUAAAGAUGAAGAGAUGAGAUGGAGGAAGACAACGAUGACAACACAGCAGCUGGAGGAGGAGGAGAGUCUGAAACCAAAUCUGUACCAUCUGCAGCCAAUGAGAAAGUGAUACCUAAACUCACACUUGUGUUAAUUGGUGACAAGAAUUCCGUUGAGAUUGGAUCAAAAAACAUCUUACUUGACCAUGACGGACAAACUAACAUGGAACAGUUUUCAACCAAACUGUAUGAUUUGAGUGGUCGGCACAUCUCUGUCAUUAACAUGCUUGGUCUACAAAACAUUGAUAAAUUCCCAUUAAAUCAGGAAAUUCAUGCAUUUCUCUUACUGUUACCAAAUGGUCUGCAUAACAACCAUUACAGUUCAGGAAUGCAGUGGUUAGAAAAAACUUUUGGGAAAGGAUCACUUGCUUAUGUAAUGACAGUUGUGACUCAUAAGUCAGGUGAAAACUCUGAAAGUGCCCUGACAGACCUGAGAGCAAACAGCAGUUUUGUUGAAAAAAGAUUCCACACAUGUACAAGAAGUAUGAUGGAUGAAAUAGAGAUAAUAGCUCUGCUGGAAAAAAUAGACAUCAUGGUCUCUGAAAAUGAUCACCACUGCUACAGUGGAGUGAUGUGUGAUGAAAAAGAAGAGCAGAAACUACACCUGCUGGACCACAAAGAAGAAACAAUGGAUUCCUCAGUGUUUCAGCAAAAUCAAAGAGUAGAGGAGUUGGAGGAGAAUUCAGCUGAAAUCAAGUGUGAUCCAGUGAAUGAACCUGGUGAAGGUGAACACUCAGAGAAGAAUGAUGACAACACAGGAGGAGAGUCUGAAAUCACAUCUGUAUCAUCUGCAAACAAUGAGAAAGUAGACAAGCUGGAGGAGAGUGCAGCUGAAUCAGAGGUGAAGUGUGAUCCAGGAGAUGAAUCUGGUGAUGGUGAACAAUCAAAGAAUGAAGACAACACAACAGUAGGAGGAGAAUCUGAAAACAAGCCUGAACUAUCUGAAACAACUGAUGAAGGUAACAUUUUAAUAAAUACUUUAAUAGUAUUUAUUUUUAUUUUGAUCUUGUUCAAUCUGUGUUUCUCAUGUAACUCUGCAGUAGAGGAGUCGGAGGAGAAUUCAGCUGAAAUCAAGUGUGAUCCAGGAGAUGAAUCUGGUGAUGGUGAACAAUCAAAGAAUGAAGACAACACAACAGUAGGAGGAGAAUCUGAAAACAAGCCUGAACUAUCUGAAACAACUGAUGAAGGUAGCUCAGAUAAAGAUACAAGUGGAAACGAGGAGUGUGAUCCAGGAGAUGAAUCUGGUGAUGGUGAACAAUCAAAGAAUGAAGACAACACAACAGUAGGAGGAGAAUCUGAAAACAAGCCUGAACUAUCUGAAACAACUGAUGAAGGUAGCUCAGAUAAAGAUACAAGUGGAAACGAGGAGCAGUCAGUGGAGAUUUCUGAAGAGAUCAACAAGAAAAAAGAAUAUCAAAGAGAAACUGAAACACUGUUUGACAGACUUCACCUUCAAGACAAAUAUCAACAGAAGUUGACACCAGCAGAUUUUCUUAAAAUAGUUCCACCUGUGAAACAGGACCAUGACACAUCUGAGAAAGAUCUAGCUCAUACUUUUCUUCAGAGGUUGUUGAUUUUAGACUACAGAGCCAGAUAUAUUCCUGUAAGACAAGACAGUCCUGAGGUGAGUCAUUCAAAGCCUGAUCCAGAGUCUGACACUGUUGAGACAGACAAUGAUGACUUAGAUUUAGAUGAUCUUUUAAGCAACACUGUAGACUGUGAUCAAUCAAAACAGACUCAUGUACAUCCAAUGGAUGUUCAAAUGGCAGUAUUUCACUGCUCAGACAGCUUUUUUAAGCAGAACAUGAUUACAAAGCUAUCACAAUGUCAGUACGCCUUACCGUUGCUUGUUCCUGACCCAGUCACAGUGGAUAUUGACUGUCCUCUGUGGACAUUCAGACAAAUAAGAAAAAGCUGGAAGAUAACCAAAUUCAAAGAUAAUUCAAACAUUGUCACCAUGAAGAGUUUGCCCAUCUGCAAAGCUGAGACAGCCAUGGUGUCAUUUCUCCGCCUGGGUUCACUAUCUCUGUCUAAAUCUCAGCUGAUGAACACUUUGAUCAACGACCGUCACAACACCUUCUUCCACAGAAACUGUCCAGGUAGCACCAAGUCUCGUCAUCUGAUGGAUGGUGUGGCAGAGAUUGCCUGGUACUGCCCUGCUGGAAAACCCAAUGAUACCUUCACUGACUGCAUUGCCUUCUGUAAUCUUCAUGGUGAUGCUCUGUCAUUUGAAAAACAGCGUGACAUACUGAUGGAAAAAUCUUCAGUCAAUGUAGUUCUUGUACCAACUCUGGAAAAAGGUGACAAAAGUUCUGCAAUUCUCACUGGAAUCUCAGCCUUUCUCAAGUCUCAGAAGCCUCUCAUUAUUCUUAUUGCUGAUAAUGAUCAUGGUGUAGUUAAGAUGAAAAAAGGAAAAUACAAAAUGGGUCUAAAGGACAGAAGCCUGUCAGAUGUUUCUGAAGAACUUAAAAAAAUCAUUGGAGACAUUUUAUCUGGACCACAUGCAUCCUUCCAGCUUGAAACCAUGACUGAGGUCUCUGGAAUCAGAGUGGAUGAAGAUGACAAUGACUGCAAAAAUGGGAAAUCUGCUGCAAAGCAAAUAAUGAAUUUGCUUGAAAAGUUGGUAGUUUCAAAGAUCAAAGAUGAAUUUCUCCCUUGUCAAGGCCAACUGUGGCAUAAGUGGUGCAGAACAAACAAAGAACUGUAUCACCUCAAAGGACACAUUGAGAAGGAGAAAUGUCAAAAGCAACAGGAACUGAUGCAAAUACGACGAGAUCAAUGCACUGCUUCCUGUAGUGAACUGAUGAAGUUGUUCAUUGAAAGCCUCUCAUCAUUGCCAUCAACAGACAAGAAGUAUUUUCUGAAGUGGACUCAGAUCUUAAUAGAUGCCCUCUCCGCAGAUGAUCUUACUUCAAUUCUCCAAAGCUAUGAUGAAAAGUGGUCUGAGGUCUUGGCUUUGAAGAAGGAGAAGAAGCAUGACAAAUCUGAUCUGUUAAGAAGAAAGCAAACUGAGCUUGAUCAAAUAUCAACAGAAUUACAGUCAGCAACUUUUGGCUUGGAGCACAUCUUUAGAGAAAUGGGACAGAUCUAUGAAGCACAUGCAUCUCUGCAGAAACGAACAAAGAGGGGACAGACUGACUGGUCUAAAUACCCUGAGCUGGCUGCAGAGCUGAUGAUAUCAGGACACCCAAUGGAGCUGAUGGAUGGUGAUGCAGGUCAUGUGCCUUUGACUUGGAUCUCUAGUCUUUUAGAUGAAGUCAUAAAGAAACUGGGCGACAAGAGAGUUUUUGUUUUGUCUGUUCUAGGCGUACAAAGCAGUGGAAAAUCAACAAUGCUGAAUGCCAUGUUUGGGUUACAGUUUACAGUGAGUGCUGGCAGGUGCACCAAGGGUGCCUUCAUGCAGCUGGUCAAAGUGUCAGAGGAGAUGAAGAAAGACUUUCAGUUUGACUAUGUUCUAGUGGUGGACACUGAAGGACUGCGUGCUCUUGAGUUGGAAGGUAACGCCACUCUUCAACACGACAAUGAACUGGCAACAUUUGUUGUUGGUCUGGGAAACAUGACACUGAUCAACAUCAUGGGAGAGAAUCCAGCUGAGAUGCAAGAUGUUCUGCAGAUUGUUGUCCAGGCGUUCAUGAGGAUGAAGAAAGUUGAACUUUCUCCAAGUUGUGUGUUUGUUCACCAGAAUGUUACAGAUAUUGCAGCUGCAGAGAAAAACUUGGAUGGAAAGAGACGGCUGCAAGAAAAACUGGACCAGAUGGCCAAACUAGCAGCCAAAGAAGAGGUCUGUGAUGCUGAGUGUUUCAGUGACGUCAUUGCAUUUGAUGUGCAGAAAGAUGUGAAAUACUUUGCCCAACUAUGGGAGGGGAGUCCACCUAUGGCUCCUCCAAAUCCAGGUUACAGUGAGAGCAUCCAAGAGCUGAAGACCUUCAUCCUCUCUAAAGCUUCACAGUCUGCUGGGACUACUCUUUCACAAUUCAAAGGCAAAAUUAAUGACCUGUGGAACGCCCUGAUGAACGAAAACUUUGUUUUCAGUUUCAAAAACACACUUGAAAUUGCAGUGUACAGAAAACUUGAGGUCAAGUAUGGGAACUGGACCUGGACCCUGAGGAGCAACAUGUUGACCAUUGAGAACAGGCUUUAUACCAGAAUUGAAAAUGGAAACUUUGACAAGGUAGAGUCCGAUUAUCUUAAUAAAGAAAUGAACAAAACCUAUGAAGAAAUCAAACAAGCAAUGACAACAUACUUUGAUGAUGACAAAGACAAAGAAAUGUUGGUUCAGUGGCGAGGACAAUUUGAAAACAAAAUCAAGGAGUUUCAUGAUGAACAAGUGAGAGGAGUUAAAAGAAAACUGGAUGAAGUCAUCCAGCAGAAGAAUGCUUGUAAAAAGCUGGAUGAUAAGAAGACAGAGUUUGAGAACAAGCUGCUACAAAAGAGCAAAGAGCUCGCUCAUCAGUUAAAGGACAAGGCAAAAGAUGAAGAGGAACUCAAGAAGCACUUCAACUCUGUCUGGAGUGGCUGGGUUAGGGAACUAACUGCAGAUACAAAACCUAUUGAGGACAUCAACUUGAAAGAUGAUCAGUCAACUAUUCUUCAGGAGCUUGGUUUUGAAUGGUCUCUAAUUAAUGCUUCUGAAAGAAGUGGCAAAUACAAAAACAUAUCAGAGGUUGGUGAUUACAGUCAUUAUGUAUCACAUUCAAACAAAAUAGGAAAAUUUUACUUUCAGUUGACAGGUCACUAUGAACAGCAAUUGAUCAGAUCCCUCAUUAACGAUGUUGAAAAACAGUCGCUUGAUGCAAUUAAGAGCAAACCUGUCACUAUAAGAGGCUACAGUCUGACUUACUUGCAAGAACUGGCCAACAAUGUGAAAAAAAAGGUGACAGAAUAUGAAUCAAAGAGGAACUAUGCUCUAAAGAAGGAGUUUACAGUUGAUCUCAUACUGUAUGUGUUUCACAGAGCAGAGAGUUGGCUUUCAGAGUCCCACAAGAUAUUCAAAGGAAACAAUGAUGCACUCAGUUACGUAGAAAGCAAGAAAAUACAAUAUUACAACAUUUUCAGAAGCUUCUGCAAAGGAAACUCAUCUGCUGUUGUACUUGGAGAACUGAUGUGUGAAAAACUGAAGGUUUCCACUGUUGAGGCUGUCUGUAACAAGACUGCCAUUGAUCUCGCUGGAGAGAUGAGGUGUACUUUCCCAGCAUUCAGUGGGAACAGGCUGAACUUGGAGAAACAUGUGUUGAAGUCACUGGCUGAGAAAGAAGACUUUGAUGGUUUUAUCACCUACAUCAGACACCCAAGGAAACAAGCAGAGGCCUUUAUAAAAGAGGAAGUACAGAAAUACAUCUUCACAGACAACAAAGAUAAAGCACGGAAUAUACUCAAGAAACAUGUUGAAGACAUCAAAAACCUUCUGAGUCAAGCUUUAUUUACUGCUACAGAGAAAGUCAAAAAACAAAGAGGAGACCCAGACAUGUGGGUGAAGGAACUUUCCAGUUUGUUAAAAGAUCAGCUAACAUUCAACACCAUCUGUUGUCAAAACUUCAGUGACAUAAACAAUUUUGACUUUCUUAAAGAAGAGACAGAGAAAGGCCUUGUAUCUGUCAUAGAGGAAGUGAGCAGCCUCUCACUGGAUAAGAUGAAGGAAUUCAGGAUGAAGCCUGAUCAAAUCCUCAUUGAUCAGCUGUGUAACUGUUGCUGGGUAACGUGUCCAUUCUGUGCAGCUGUUUGUACCAACACAUUGAAAGAUCACAGUCCUGACAAACACAAUGUCCCUUUCCCUCGCCCCUCUGGGAUUAAAGGAUGGCACAAGACAGGCACGGUGGAACUGGUCAUCGAUUUCUGCACAACAUCAGUUGCAAGUGAUAAAAGUUUCCGUCCCCAUCAUGAUUCAGAUGAGUAUAUUCCUUAUAAAGAGUAUCAAAAGGCUGGGGAGGAGUAUGCUACAUGGCAGAUUACUCCUGAUGAGUCUAAGCUGACAUACUGGAAAUGGUUUGUCUGUCGAUUUCAAAAACAACUGGAAGAUCACUAUAAAUUAAAAUUCCAGGGAAGAGGAGAAAUUCCCAGUGAGUGGAGAAAACACAGUAAAGAAGAAGCUAUUGAAAGUCUGGAUGACAUGUACAAUCUGGGAGUGAGCCAGAAACAACCACGACCCUACUCAAAGUAACAGAAAGCCCUAAGUGCCUUUAGCUGUUUAAAAGAAAUAGCAAUUAUUUAUUUGGUGUAAUUAAAUUCAUUCAAAACAGGAGAUCUCAUUAAAAGACAUCAUAACACACAACAAGUUUAGUAUUCAUACUAAUUUAGUUUUAUAUAAAUGUCUCUGUAAUUUUAUGUUUUGUAAACUG
This is a messenger RNA of Sander lucioperca (pikeperch), 6460 nucleotides long. RefSeq names its product interferon-induced very large GTPase 1-like. The transcript is spliced from 15 exons. Lineage: Eukaryota; Metazoa; Chordata; Actinopteri; Perciformes; Percidae. Gene Ontology annotation, molecular function: GTP binding. Bases 106 to 6282 code for a protein of 2058 amino acids. The record is from RefSeq and is a predicted model, not a curated record.